Oncorhynchus mykiss (rainbow trout) is the source of this 516-nucleotide messenger RNA. NCBI's taxonomy places the organism in Eukaryota, Metazoa, Chordata, Actinopteri, Salmoniformes, Salmonidae. The record is from RefSeq and is a predicted model, not a curated record.
AUGAUCUCCCUGGCCGGAGGGGCUCCCAACACCUUCCCCUUCCAGUCCUGCUCCAUCCAGGUGAAGAAUGGGGACAGAAUGGUUUUUGAAAUGCUUGUCAAUCCUGGAGACGGUCUACUCCACGCAUCUACCUACUCUGGAACUCUCGCUGCAGUAAGAAGCACUUCUCUUUCUCUCACAAACACUCCUGGUGACCAGCACGGUAUGAUCCUGGGGGGUCUGAAGGAGGUGCUGUCCCAAUGGGACCUGGCAGAUGUCCACAAGCCAGACAGCACCGUACCCAGGGUCCUCUACACCAUCCCCAAUGGAGGAAACCCCACCGGGGCCUCCUUGACCACCCAGAGGAAGAGGGAGAUCUUCAAGCUUGCCAGACAGUAUGACCUCCUUGUUAUCGAGGAUGACCCCUAUUACUUCCUACAGUUUGAAAAGGCUGCUCCUCCCACGUUUCUCUCCAUGGACGUUGACGGGGGGAUCAUCAGGACAGACUCCUUCUCAAAGAUCCUGUCGUUAUGGUGA